Messenger RNA from Lichtheimia ornata, 2796 nucleotides. RefSeq lists its product as uncharacterized. Bases 1 to 2796 code for a protein of 931 amino acids. The record is from RefSeq and is a predicted model, not a curated record. NCBI's taxonomy places the organism in Eukaryota, Fungi, Mucoromycota, Mucoromycetes, Mucorales, Lichtheimiaceae. Gene Ontology annotation, molecular function: ubiquitin protein ligase binding. Gene Ontology annotation, biological process: regulation of proteolysis; proteasome-mediated ubiquitin-dependent protein catabolic process. The transcript has 3 exons. Gene Ontology annotation, cellular component: cytoplasm.
AUGCUCCAUAGCUCUUCCAUCGAUAUACAACGUACGCUGAGAAAGUUAUUGUCCAGUGCACAACACUAUGCAGCCGAUGUAUGCUUUGAAUAUCCUGAUAACAACAAUCUAUGGGCUCAUCGAGCGAUAAUCCUUGCUCGCGCACCCAAAGUCUUUAUCUCUCAACACUUGCCUGAGUUAUUACAUGCACCCACCAAUAGCAGCAACAGCAACAGCACCAGGGAUGGACGUGUUGUUGUAUACAAGAACCCUAUUUUGCCUUAUCGCACGCUUGCACCGCUAUUGGAAUUUUGGUACACGGCCGAGAUUCAACCAACCGCCACCGCCACUGCCACUACUGAAGGAUACGACCCGUCGUCAUCAUCACCCAUACAAUCCACCUUAUCAUUAUCGAGUACACAAAGCAGCAGCAGCAGCAGUGCAUCCUCGAUGAGUGUGUCAACCGAUGAUGAUGGAGAUGAAAUCCUCCGAGGGAUUCGUGAGGAAGAACAGCUGCUUGGUACACCACUGCUGAUGAUGCCAUCAUGUGAUAACCCACUUGUUGCGGUAAAUCCACUGGAUCAACUCGUGGCCGACAUCACCCGCAUGUACAAACAUCAGCUUGCCGCUGAUGUCACUAUCCUUCUUUAUGCUGCAGGCGUCUCCUCCUCUUUCAACAAUGCCAGCAGUCGAAGUAGUACCAUAUCGGCUUGUGCAACAACCUCUUUUGCCGUACAUCGUUGCAUUCUCGCUGCCCAAUCCUCUUAUUUUCAUGCCAUGUUUUGCAAGGAAUUUUGUGAAGCAUCCAGCCCUGUCGUUUAUUUACCAAGCGAUGUAUUUACACCUGAUGCAUUUCAAGUCAUCCUCGAUUACUACUAUACGGGUCGUGUACAACUUGCUUUGAGGAAUGAUGAUGAUGACGAUGACGAGGAGGGUGGUGGUGGUGGUGAUACGACUACGACUACUACUACUACCAAUACACAGCUCUCAUUACUACCCACCCAUGAUGGACAUCGAUUGACACAAAAGAUCCUUAUGAUGCGUAUCUUCCAAGAUGCAUUCCGAGUAGCCGAGUACCUUGGCCAAUACGAGACUGUGUGCCAGGCUCUGAUGCAGGCAAUGGCUGACAUACUCAAACAAUACAAGUGCACGUGUCGUGACUGUGCAGCUCUAUUGCCAUCCAUGCUGUGGUUCGCCGAUCGGUAUGUCGCUGACCUGCGUGCACACAUUAUUUCAUUAUACACCGAUCCAGCAUAUGCACUUGCCACAUUAUGGCCUGCUCAUACAUUUGGCGUAUUGAUUGAAUCCAAACCAGCCUUGGCAAACGAGCUUGUGGAACGCAUGAAAAGCACCAACAUCAAAAAGCAGACGGCAAUCCAAGUCCUUGAAGCCCUUCAUCUUUGCCUUGCACGUGUACGCAAUCCAACGGUGCGUGAGAUUGUGGAGAAGCAGCUUGUGAAUCAUACGGUGCAAAUGAUAUCCGAUAAUUUCGAGUUUUAUUGUGUCGAGUAUCCAAUUCUUCUCUCAUGUGUGGAUGGCAUUGCCGUGGGCUCCGUUGACUUUUUGGAGUUUUUAUUAAUGCAAGUCGUGCAGCAUGGUAUCAACGAACGCAACGCAGGCGGACUCUACCAAGGCAUUGUGGGUGAUCUUAUUGGCCGACAUCAAGAAAUGGAUGUUGAUAGCGUCGUUGAUAAUGUCUUAAUGGAUGCACGUCAACAAUGUAUCGAUUACAUCGCCAAACACUGGAGCAGCAUCAAAUCUCAAGGUGGUUUUCGUGGUGUCGAUAAGGAAAUGAUGCGUCGUCUUUCAGAGGAUCUUGAUGUCUCCUAUCGAACUCUCACCAAACAUACGCUGGAUGCUGAAAUUGCUUCCUUGUUCAGCUUCAAGUCACGUAAACGCAGCUUUGGUGAUCUCAGAGGCCGUCGCAAUAGUACAUGCUCUAAUGCAAGUAAUGGAAGUUCGGGUGGUGGUGGAUAUCAUUCACGGCGUCGUUUAUCCUUGCUCAGUCUCAGAAGUCGACGCUCACAUGAAAGUUUGGCACCUGUUCAUCGCACCAUUUCAACACCUUCUCCAAGCAAAUUCCCCAACCUUAUACCAUCACGUUCUUUACCCACCAGAUCAUCAUCAGCAUCUCGUUCUUCAACUACAACAUCAUCAACGACCAACAACAAUAAUGCCACCAAUAGCCAUCAUUAUCAACAAGCUGACAAAUCAUCACCUGACAUGUCACAAUGCUCCAUUUCUUCCGCAGCUCUCAUUGACGCAUUGCUACCCAUUGAAUCAGCUUCGCCAUCAUCAGCAAAUAGUCGACGUAGUAUGAGCAACAAUAGCAUCAAGAAUGGAUCCUCUCAACCUACGACUAGCAACACGGGUGCUGGUCGACCCACACGCCUCCGUUUUGAAUUACCAAAAAUACCACAGCGUCCUAUUGUUGCACCCAAUCGACUCGUCUUGCAGAAAAAAUCAGAAAAGAAAAAAAAGAAACGAAGCCGAUCCCCCUUACGUUACUACCGCUUUGGAUUUGGAUAUGACAGCAGUGACGAAGAUGAAGAUUUGCCACAAGUCCCAGUAUUGGGUGCUCGAGUAAGACUAUUACGUCGUCCAUUACCCAUGACAGGCACCAUCAAGUUCAUUGGCCCUGUACAUUUUGCAAGAGGUAUUUAUGUCGGGAUCGAAUUGGAAAGUCGAUUGGGUAGCCAUGAUGGAACAUUGGAAGGACAUCGCUACUUUAGUACCAAUCAACAACGAGGCACAUUUUGCAAGUUGGACGAUUUCAAGAUCAUCUCGCUUCCUGCAUCAGCAGCAUCAUCUGCAUAG